Fimicolochytrium jonesii is the source of this 366-nucleotide messenger RNA. Its product is annotated as 40S ribosomal protein S28. NCBI's taxonomy places the organism in Eukaryota, Fungi, Chytridiomycota, Chytridiomycetes, Spizellomycetales, Powellomycetaceae. The coding region runs from base 50 to 256 and encodes 68 amino acids. Gene Ontology annotation, biological process: ribosomal small subunit assembly; translation; maturation of SSU-rRNA. Gene Ontology annotation, cellular component: cytosolic small ribosomal subunit; ribosome. Gene Ontology annotation, molecular function: structural constituent of ribosome. The transcript is spliced from 4 exons. The record is from RefSeq and is a predicted model, not a curated record.
CCAAUACUGCUCUUCCCUUUCUUCGCCCAUACAGGAUAACCAAACAGCAAUGGACGCUAAAAGUGCUGCCCCUAAGCUUGCCCGCGUUGUGAAGGUGCUCGGACGCACCGGAUCUCGUGGUGGUGUCACCCAAGUCCGUGUCGAGUUCAUGGACGACUCCAACCGAUCCAUCAUCCGCAAUGUGAAGGGACCCGUCCGCGAGAACGACAUCCUCACCCUCCUCGAGUCUGAGCGUGAAGCCCGUCGUCUUCGUUAGAUUACGCAUGUCCCCGUCGCCAUGUUCAUAAAUCUUAGUGGGCGCUCUUUGCGUGGGGUAUGAAGCCGCCGUCCCUGCCGAACAAAGUGGUUUCGAUGGAUAUCACCCGA